Penicillium soppii is the source of this 1773-nucleotide messenger RNA. RefSeq lists its product as uncharacterized. Gene Ontology annotation, molecular function: phosphoglycerate dehydrogenase activity; NAD binding. The coding region runs from base 1 to 1773 and encodes 590 amino acids. Gene Ontology annotation, biological process: L-serine biosynthetic process. NCBI's taxonomy places the organism in Eukaryota, Fungi, Ascomycota, Eurotiomycetes, Eurotiales, Aspergillaceae. The record is from RefSeq and is a predicted model, not a curated record. The transcript has 3 exons.
AUGCCUCUUCUCGAAUCCUCUCGUCCUAAGGUACUCGUACCUGAAAAGCUGUCUCCUGAUGGAUUAUCUCUGCUACGCGGCUCGCUAGAUGUCCACGAGCGAAAAGAUCUCAGUCCAGACGAGCUGCUCGAAAUCAUCCUAGACUACGAUGCCCUCCUUGUUCGCUCCGAGACCAAGGUUACUGCGACAGUGCUACGAGCUGCAAAGAAUUUAAAGGUAGUUGCACGUGCUGGUGUCGGCGUCGAUAAUGUUGACGUCGAGGAAGCUACCAAGCUGGGAAUUGUAGUCGUCAACUCGCCUUCGGGCAAUAUUGGCGCUGCAGCCGAACAUACAAUCGCCUUGAUGAUGUCCAUGGCGAGGAAAAUCCCAGAGAGCUGUGCCAGUCUCAAAGAGGGCAAAUGGGAGCGAAGUAAAUUCGUCGGCGUCGAAGUCAAGGGCAAAACCUUGUCAAUUAUUGGCCUUGGAAAAGUCGGAUUGACAGUAGCGCGCCUGGCCAAAGGCUUGGGAAUGAAUGUGAAUGCACUCGAUCCAUAUGCCUCUCCCGCUGUUGCAGCUUCGGCCUCAGUUACUCUCGUCUCAACCCUUCCAGAGCUUCUCACAUCCGCCGACUUUCUGACAAUCCACACUCCUCUAAUUGCUUCAACUCGAGGAAUGAUCGCAGGAGCCGAACUAGCCCAGCUGAAGCCAGGUGCGCGCGUACUCAAUGUAGCCCGGGGAGGAACAUUUGACGAAGAAGCCCUACUUGCAGCACUCGAGUCAGGCCAUCUUGCAGGUGCCGCUAUCGAUGUGUUUACCUCGGAACCUCCUGCUCCUGACUCAUCGGCAGCACGCUUAAUUGCGCACCCCCGAGCGGUUGUGACACCACACCUCGGCGCCUCGACAGUUGAAGCUCAAGAGAACGUUUCGGUGGAUGUCUGCGAGCAGGUACUGGAAAUUCUCCAGGGCUCGUUGCCUCGCAGCGCAGUGAACGCCCCCCUCAUCUUACCAGAGGAAUACAAGAAGUUGCAGCCAUUCGUGCGUCUGGUGGAGAAGCUCGGUAGUCUCUACACCCAACACUAUGCAGCUUCUCCUGGCGGCUCAAUGGCCCGCAACACCUUUGACCUCAUUUAUCAAGGCGAGUUGGCAAGUGUCAACAAUACAAAGCCGCUCUUCGCCGCUUUGGUCAAAGGUCUUUUGGCGCCGAUCACCGCCAUCGAGGGACUGAAUAUCAACAUCGUCAACGCUGAGCUGGUGGCCCGUGAACGUGGCAUCUUUGUUUCAGAGCAACACUCCCGUGACCCGGCAGAUCACUCCUCGUAUUCGUCGCUGGUCACUCUUGUCGCGCGUCCACCCUCCCGUGCAUCCUCCCGAGCCCCGGCUUCUAGUGACACCACCGGACUGAGCACAGCUGAACAGCGAAUCAUUUCUGGUACCUGCUCCGGCGACCGGCCACUCAUCACUCGCCUAGGUCGAUUUGAGGCUUCCUUCGAGCCUGAGGGCACGCUGUUGAUUUGUGAAAACUAUGAUUCUCCUGGUAAAAUCGGGGUCGUGGGUAACAUCCUUGGCCAGGAGGGUGUCAAUAUCAAUUUCAUGGCUGUUGCUCCGGUAUCACGCAAAUUGACUGUGACAGAGGGCCUGAAGUCCGUUUCUGCUGAUACUCAAGAUUCCGUGAAUGAUCAGCCUUUGAAAGAGGCUUUGAUGAUCCUGGGUAUCGAUCGAGGAGUCCCAGCGCAUGUUACUGCUGCCUUGGCUCAAGAGCAGGGAAUACUAAGUGCAUGCGCUGUCACGCUUUGA